AUGCCCGCACCCAAUGGCCUAUGCCUGAAGGUACUAAAGAUGUUCGAACAUCGCGGAGAAAACUUCAAGAUUAUCUACGGACAACAUCGCGCGAAAGGUCAUGAGCGCCUCCUUGUGUUGGAUUCGUCCUUCAAUCCUCCUCACAUGGGCCACUACACGCUUAUCAAAAAGGCUUUAAACUUUUAUCAAAAAACUAAUGAAAAGUUACAUGUUCUACUUCUUUUAUCCGUGAAUAAUGCUGACAAAACGCCUAAGCCUGCCUCUUUCGAUAAACGUAUGGACAUGAUGUGUUUGAUGGCUGAUAUGCUGGCAGAAGAAUCAGUUGAAGCGUCAGUUGCCAUCACCACUUUUGGAAAGUUUGUGGACAAAUCGUCGGCAAUUCAUGGAGAGUUUGGAUCCCAAGUCUCUAUCGUGUAUCUUGUAGGAUUUGAUACAAUUAUUAGAAUUUUCGACCCCAAAUAUUAUGCACCCCUCCUACCUGCUCAGGCUUUAGAGAGCUUCAUGUUGAACACAGAGUUCUAUUGUCUGACGAGAGGAACCGAAGUCGAAACUCUUGAGCAGCUACAUUACAGCAAAGAAAUUCGUGAUGGGAAGUAUGAACCCAUCAUUCCAAAGUCGUGGUAUGAUAAAGUUCACGUCGGUAAGAAUGUAGAGAAAUAUGCUUCAGUCUCAUCGUCUGCUAUUCGAGACUUAUUCUAUACUUCUCCAGAAAGUGUGCGAAACGAGAUUCCCUCGAGGAUUAGUGCUUACAUCAAAGAACAAUACCCGAACUCUAAUAUAUUUUUAUAA
This is a messenger RNA of Lachancea fermentati, 789 nucleotides long. Lineage: Eukaryota; Fungi; Ascomycota; Saccharomycetes; Saccharomycetales; Saccharomycetaceae. The record is from the annotation of a GenBank genome assembly.